Molecule: messenger RNA, 4802 nt
Organism: Cylas formicarius (sweet potato weevil)
Lineage: Eukaryota; Metazoa; Arthropoda; Insecta; Coleoptera; Brentidae
Exons: 20
Coding region: 105-4676 (1523 amino acids)
Source: RefSeq, a predicted model, not a curated record
UUAAAUCGGUUACUCUAGCGAGUAAUUUUCUUUCGGUCGGUGUUAUUUAAUCCAAUAGUUUUCGCUUUUCUUUGGUCGAGCAAUCCCGCCGUCUCCGUCGGGACAUGGAAUUUUGGAAAAUAUAUUUUUUUGCGGCUUCCGCUGUGUUCGGUUUUGAAUUCGUCGAAGUCGACUCUAUAAGUAUCGAGGGCCAAUUGAUGGUGAUAAGAAAUGAUUGCUACGAACGAAUAGCCAUUGGAGAAAAACUGGAUCCCAAAAAGGUCUACAAAAAAUUCGACUACAACACUGUCGCGUUAUGUGAAACCGAAUGCACCAAGGAAAAGGAAACGUGUAGAGCAUACAGUGUCGGGAUCGGUGCGAAAGGAAACGGCACUUGCGAACUAGGAAAAGAUCCAGUCAAAGAAACAAUCGAUCUCAAACCCAUCGGUACCAUCAAGGAUCCCGAUUACGACCUUUAUAUAAAAAAGUUGGAUUGUCAAGUGAUUAUAGAAAAACCGACAUUCCACGGGUCCCAUUCGUCGCACUCACAACAUGAUCACCAUCAGCAACAACCAGAGGAAACGUAUUUGGCGUACUCACAAUACGAACCUUCAAGCUCUCAGGUCGUUGAAGGCUUCAAACCUGAAAACGAUUUACGUCCGGACGCAGCAUCGUAUCAUCGCAAACCAAAUCUCAAACCAUCAGAGGGUUACCAUUACGACGCCCCAAAUACUAACCCCGAUGUACCGGAUGAUCAGAAAGGAGAUACACACCAUGUGCAAACCCUGGUGAGCAUUGCUUCAGGCCCAAACUCGCAGUUGCACCCCGUGCACGGCAUUCUGGUGGCUGGAAGCACUUAUUAUGGAUUGGGUGGUUCCGAAUAUACCGAAAAUAACGUACAAAAUUUUUACGGCAAUGGAUACGGUAACCAGCAAAACUAUGGGUACGGGCAAAAUGAUAGACCUUUUGGUGGACAAAAUUAUGAACAAGCCAACGGACAAUAUUACGGGCAAAGCAGCGGCGAAAAUUACGUACAUGAAGAAAAUUAUGGCCACAAAUAUAGUGAUAUGUCCAAUUUCCAAUACAAGAGACCUCAGACAAACGUUUAUGGCCGACCAAAUGGAUACGAAAUGAGGCCGCCACUGUUGACGCAGGAUUCGGGAUACGACAGUCAGGGACAUCACAGCGAAUAUUUUCAAAUCGAUCGUAGGAAAUACGAUUCUUUCAAUCAGCAUCAAUAUGGAGAGGAGUCUCACAGAUUUGGGGAGUGGCCUCCAAGAAGGUAUCGACCCGAAGUGAGCUACAAUAAUUAUUACGACAGGCCGCUGGAGCAAGCGCCUACAAGAUAUGGUUCCGUUAUUCCCCAUCCCAACGAAUACGGCUACUUGUUCGGGUACAAUAUUGAUGGGUCACCACAACCUUCAACUACCACCGAUAGAGGAGCUACAAAACCGGAAACACCCCCUCACGGGGCCAAUUCGGAGAAGAAACCGGAAGACAGUACGGGUUCGGAAGAAGCUCAGAAAGAUUCCGGGCAGAACCAACCCAUUGGUGUUCCAGAAAGUGGAGAUUAUAAGCCGAUAGUCACUCAAACUACGGGAAGCAACGGCCAGCAUAUUACGUCCAUAAUCACUGAGCUGAGAGACGAUAAAGCUUGUUUUCGAAGAACUCUAGCAGGUAAACGAGUAGUACGAGGACUGGUCAGAAAAUACAUGACAUGCGAAACAGCUGAACAAUGUCAGCGGGAAUGUGCGGAGGAAAAGCGUUUCACAUGCGAAGGAUUCAACUACAGACUAGACCCCACUGGCCGUGGAAAAGGAGAUUGCGAAAUUUUGGACCUGCCUUUAUCGCGAAUUGACGUCAUCCACGAAGUGAUCGUAGAUCCCGAUUACGAUUAUUACUCGAGGGAUAGAAACGCGGCCAUUGCGAACUGCAGGCAAAGGCCGGAUCAUAAUUAUCUCCCCUAUGGCAAUUAUGGUCAUGGUGGGAGUUACGGUGGAGGUCAUAAUGGUCCUCCAAACUAUGACUACGACGAUUAUAGACACGCCCUACCGACCAGGCCUUAUGCCCCGCCCUUAAGGAGACCAGUGCCGUACCUACCAGACGGUCCAAGACCAAACGACAGAUGGGGCGACAACUCCUACGGAGUUCACAGGCCUCAAGUCGAUCGACGUCACGAUUACGGAAGACCCGUCGAUGAUAGACGAGGAGACUAUUCAUUUCAUCACUCACACGCAUCACACAGGGACUACGAGAGUAGUCACAGCUAUCAUUACAACUAUCACAACUCAGACAGACACGAUUAUCAACAACAAAACAACAGAUACUCCGGUAUACAUUAUCUCCCAGCCUCACACCAAGUACCUACGCGUUUGUACGAACCUUAUAUCCCUCCGACAAGGUAUCCGUACGCUGGUAUUUAUCCAGAUAGGGAUAAGGAACGUUGGGGAUCGUAUCUGGGUUCUUACGGAUACUCGGAAGGCUAUGCCGAUCAUAAAUCUCGCUACGGAAAUGAAAAUAGGAGGAACCAUUACCUACCGAGGAAGCCCGAAAUUCCGUCAGAUUGGGGCUUGUACGGAGGUACCUACGGAAACGGCGGGAUUUUAGAAUAUAAAGGUUACGCUGACAAACAAAACUACGACUAUUGGGGGUUCAAUAAGUACCAAGGAUCCAGGUACGAUUCGAAAGCGCCACCUCAAAGUUAUCUGCCUCCAAAACCUGCAGUUACCCAAGUAGCUUUGCCGGGACCGGUUGUAUAUGAAUUGGACAACUUUAUUGUACCCAUAGAGUCGAAAAGGCCGGCGGGGUACGAUUUCCUCAAGGAUGAAUGUUCUCUUCGUACUGCUACCGGAUUUCGCCUGCACAAGAGAAUCGUUCGCAAAUUCUUCGUGGUACCGAACAUAUACGAGUGCGAGCUGUUGUGCUUCAAAGAAAAGCAAUUCGUUUGCUCCUCCUACGCUUUCAGAUAUACGGUGAGUUUGACAACGCCCACGGACAACUGCUUCCUGAGCGAUCGAAAUUAUAAGGAACUUGAUUUUUACGUGGACUUGGAACCCGAUAGAGAUUUCGACAUCUACACGAUGAACAACAAGGCCAGGUGUCAGGAAUCUCUUAUUUUGGGGCGUCACGAAAGCGAUUGCUUUUGGAGAGUUAGAAGCGGUCAGCGACUAGAUCACGCGGUAGUUAGAGAUUCGCUGAUCGCGAAAUCUGUCGUGGACUGUCAACUAGAGUGCUUGAAGAGUAAAAGGUUCACCUGUAGGGCAUACAGCUUCCGAUAUACCUCACCUAUUAUUGGUGGGAUCAUCGAUAAUUGUCAGCUGACCGACUGGCCGUUCGUGGAGUUAGAUUCGAGACUACAUUUCGUCGCUGAGCCGGGAUUUGAAAUUUACGAGAGAGGAAGUUUCGGCCACGGAUGUGAACCGGAUCAUUUCGGUAUUGGGGGACGUCAUAGAAAAGUCGGAGUGAAGAUCGAUCAACUGUGCUACAUCGGCUUUGGCUCUGCCGCAAGGCUACUACCACAAGCAACCAGAAAAUCAGUUUACGUGCCGACCGAGCUCGAUUGCAAACAAGAAUGUUCCAAAUCCAGAGACGGUACACUGUUUAGAUGCAUGACUUUCAGCUAUAGAACCGGAGGUCCACAUUUAGCGCCCAACUGUUACCUAUCGGACAUCGUGCAAAGAGAUUUGCUACCAAAUGUGGACUACGUCGGCGACAAAGACUCUUGGUUGUUUACCUGGGAUAAUUACAAUCCCGAAUGUACCGAGAUAAUAAGUAAAGCUUAUUACAACGGUGUAUCCGAUCGCAGGAAAAUAGACGAAACAUACGGAUUAGACUUCAUCAACGCGCUGGAUACAUGGAGGGUGUACAGUGUAAGCGGGUGGCCUUGCCGCAGGGGUAGUUUGUGUAAAGAAAAUCUGGAAGCCGGCUUUUGGUUUUGCGAAUUGGAAGGAGGCGACAAGAGCGCUUGGGACUACUGCUGCAGACCGGACCAUCAGUGUGGUGUUUCCAACGGAUACCCGUACGAAUGGUGUUACGUUGGUCCUGCAAGAUCGCAAUGGAGGAAAUGCAGCGACAGUUAUUACCCUUACGGUCACAAUGUCAUAGACCGAAACUACCUGCCAAAGCCAAACAAUCGGCCGCAAUUUAGACCCGAUAGACCUGCGGCAAGUCCAUUGACCCCGCCCAUUCAACCAACGCUCGACGAAUACGAGACGCAAUUCGACGAUCAAUUUUUAAGCCCUCCAAAACCAGGAGGGUUAGGUCUGCCUAGACGAUGGCCAGUAUCGUACCUGCACAAGGAAAUGCCGCCGAACAACACGGAAUCCGACCCGAGAACAACAAGGAAAAGUAAAGCGGAGAAGAAUUCGAAAAUAACGGCGAUCAAAAGUCUAAUCGAUGUCAUCAAGACCAACGACUUUUCGAAUGUCCAGUACCACAUAGCCAAUAAUUCCGACAAACCGGACGACGUGCUUUACGUGAAAAUUCCGUUGCCGACGAUCGGUAUCGACAAACGGCAAAAUAAAACGACGAAAAAUGGCGGCGACGAAAAAUUUUCGACGGAAAGUCAAAGCGCGGUUCGCACGCAGAAAUCUUUGGCCACGAAAAAUACCACUGCGAGUUCGAACAGUUUUAGGAGAGGCUUCGUGACGCGGACCAAUAUCACACAAGCGAGGAAAUACAACUUCGAGCCAUAUUAAUCUUUUUUUUUCUUAAUGGUAGUGUAAAAAUUGGGAACGCGGUAGGUGCGUAGCAUAUUAAAAAAAUGCUUAGUGAAAAGUUUACAUUUUUUUCAAACAAUGUCUAAAUAAAUAACGUUAUGCCAU